This is a messenger RNA of Paramuricea clavata, 1273 nucleotides long. The record is from the annotation of a GenBank genome assembly. Lineage: Eukaryota; Metazoa; Cnidaria; Anthozoa; Malacalcyonacea; Plexauridae.
AUGUCAUUGACCGAAGCUAAAGACAAGACAGGAGAAGGAGUAGCUGAUGAAAUAAUCGAGGCGCUAAAUAAGCACAAAAUGAAUUUAAACGAACUGUGUUUUGAAAGUUACGACUACACAGCUUCCAUGUCCGGACAGUUCAACGGAGUCCAGAAGAAGAUUCAGGAUAAACUCGGAAGAAGAAUUCCUUACAUGCCAUGCUUAGCACACCGUUCAAACACAGUAAUUGAGCACAGUUGCGAACCAAGCGCCGUCAUAAAGGAGCUGUUCAAUGUCCUUGAGGAACUAUACGUAUUUUUUACAAGCAGUACAAAACGUGUAUGGUGUCUUCAAGAGUCUAUCAUUGGCGCAGCCGUAGACAACCCGUUGCAGCUACGAAACCUAUCCAAAACACGGUGGGUAGUUCGAGCCGAGUCUAUAAAGGCAGUAUGGUCUACUUACGAAGCUAUUUUGGAAUCUUUGGCCAUUCUGCAAGAGCGCUCAAAGGAUAUCAAGACAAAAACAGCCGCCUCUGGUUUGUUGACGAAAAUCACCAGAUUUGAUUUCAUGUGUAUAAUGUUUAUGAAAAAUAUUAUGUACAAGACCAAAAGAAUGACGGAGAUCCUUCAAAAGGAAGAUCUUAACAUUAUCGACGCGAUUACCAUUAUGGAGAGCUUGGGAUAUAAAGAGCUUGGAAUACGUGAAUAAUGACAUUGAUGCUAUGAAUGCAGAAAUCCAAGCAGCAGUUAUAUUUGCUGAGCACCUUGGUGUUGAUGCUCAGACUGUUUUCCAACGUCAUCAUCGCCACAGAAAACCACCUGCCAGAAUCGAUGAAAAUCCAUCAAAUGCUGUGUCGCUUAACUUGGAAUCCUUUUACCGGAAAGAAUUCAAAGCAGUGUUGAACACUCAGAUCAGCACUUAUAAAGAGGUCAACAACAAUUCCAAAGAAACAACAAGACCCCUGAUUGACACCCUGCAUCCUGGGAAAGACGUGGCGCCAUUGGAAUCGUUCAAGGACUUGACGGAGUAUUUCCCACGAGACCAAAGACCAGACCCGGAAGCUCUGAUGUCUGAGAUGGAGGUAUUCAGGUCUCACUUGACCGACGACUACCAUACCAACAUUCAAGAUAUUUCAGAUGCGGCCAGAAUAGCAGAAAAACAGAAGUCAGUGUUUCCUUUGGUCAACAAGGCUUACCGCCUAGCUCUUACUGCACCAGUGACAGUGGCUAAGGAUGAAAGAACAUUUAGCAAGCUAAAACUUGUCCAAAACACUCUGCAGAUCAACAAUGAAUGA